CGCCUUGAUGCGCGUCGCGACUUGCACCCAAUUCUCCAUCCGUGAGCUGCAGUCCGCAAAGUCCCCCCUAUCACGCCUCUAUUCUCUAAUAUCAGGAAAUACACAGUGAAUUCACUCAUCAUAUGGGCUCUGUGUUGUUUGGCUCUUAAUAUUCUAUCGUGCUAUUCACUCAGCCGUCUCUUAUCGUCUCCUAUACCCAUCUUGUCGCGACUGGAAAUUCAUCGCCGCAGAACUGCAUCGUCGCAGAACUGCCUCGCUGCAUAAAGCCUCGCGACCAACCAUCGGCAAGUAUGGCGCAGCUAAAUACCGCAGCGUCUCCAGAUUCCGUAGCAUCUCGUCGAUAUCUCAGCCUAUCCGUGCUGUCCGAUAAGGAGAACGCCCCUCAGGCAAGGAAAAACCGCUCUAAAGGAAAAGCUCCGAUGGAGAGGCCCACCACCGAGAGAUCCGUGGAUACUAGAUCUCCGAAGCGAAGGCGACUAGAAGAGGUCGACCCAAAUGCCCGGCAUCGUGCGCGCGAAGAGGACAACGAAGUCUAUGAUCCCAACCAAAAUGAAGAGGAGCGACGGCGGAUCCGCCUGGGAAUGCGGGCCGUCGAACGCGAAGUUAAGGACCGCCAUCAAGAGCUGAUGCAGCCCGACAACACGGAGAUCAACGGCCUGCUCGAACGCCAGAAUGUAUGCAUGGACAGUGUCCGCCAGACUGCGGAUGCCACGAUCGACUCGCGCAUCCUCCACGGCAUCGGCGACCUGAUCCACAAGAAAACGACGGCCAUGACCCUUGGGGACUCCUCCACGGGGGUCGACGUCGACGAGUUUGUGUCGAAAUGCAUCUCCUUCAUGCGUCUCGGUGGCGCGGGUAAUGGGGACGAUCGACCCGCGAACACACAAACCCAGCGACGGCGGGCGCGGCGAAACGUCGAUGAGGAUGAGGACGACGAAGAUGGCGACGGCGAUGCCUGCGCAUGGGACGUCUUCGGCGAGCAGGCCUGCUUCCCUAGCAACCGGCGUCCCGCCGUAUCAGGAUUCCUUCUAGGCCCGCUCUCAGUCCAGAAACGCGUCCGACAGUCGCAGCGGCGGGUGGGGUUACGGCGCGACACGCAGGGUCCAGUGACGAAGCCGAAGGAGAUCACGCGGGAAGAUCUGGAGCAGACGGAAAGCAACGACACGCCGUCGCUGUGCAAGAAGAUCCGCGAUCUGCUCGUCAAAGAGUACGACGCCCGGCGGGCAAGGAUCACACCGUACGAGGACCAGCUAGAAGACAUGGACGAGGAAGAGGCGGAGACGGUGUUCAAGAACGCCGGGCUUGCCAACGACUGGAACAUGUCGCUGUUUCAAUUCGCCAUCAAUCCCUCGUCGUUCGGACAGACGGUGGAGAACCUCUUCUACAUCAGCUUCAUGGUCAAGGACGGCGGCGCCGCGCUAGGGCAGGAUGAGAAUGGGUUUCCCACGAUCCGGUAUGAAAAUCCGCCCGACGCGGCGAAGAGGCGGGAGCAGGAGUUGCAGAGGAAUCAGGCUAUCUUCAGCCUCGACUGGGCGACGUGGGAGAAACUCAUUAAGCUGUUCAACAUUCGCACGCCGAUGAUUCCGCAUCGUGAAUACGAUACCUCCGCUGUCCGUGGUUGGUAUGGGUAAUCUGUUGAUCUGGAGGCUCGUCCAUCAGCUCUUCACUGUGCAUUCUGUGCUUGAAUACAUUCUACAGAGGCGAAGGCGUUCAGUAAGGGGUGUCUCACUGGAACUAUGUUCAACGGGCUAUUAGAGGGAAACGGUUAACGGCCAUGUAGAGGCGUUUUGUUUUAUUAGUUUCAGCUAUUGUCAUCCUAGCUGCCAGCCGCGAACAUCAACGGCUGUUGUAAUACAUUGCAUUAUUGUAUCCUGAUCGAAACCGGAUCAUCUGCGAUUAUAUGUCCUGGCUCGCAGUAUCUAUCCUUUGUACCAAGCCGUCCAAUAGCCUGCUCAAACAGGCACAGAAUCGGCUUCUGGACAAUCUAAGAAGCUCUCAGUCCAGACUCCAGUAUCCAGACACCAAUUUCAAAGGCACAAACCUAUUCCUU
Molecule: messenger RNA, 2050 nt
Organism: Eremomyces bilateralis CBS 781.70
Lineage: Eukaryota; Fungi; Ascomycota; Dothideomycetes; Eremomycetales; Eremomycetaceae
Product: putative nuclear protein Qri2/Nse4
Exons: 4
Coding region: 291-1631 (446 amino acids)
Biological process (GO): DNA repair
Cellular component (GO): nucleus; Smc5-Smc6 complex
Source: RefSeq, a predicted model, not a curated record